Messenger RNA from Trichomycterus rosablanca, 3635 nucleotides. RefSeq names its product v-ski avian sarcoma viral oncogene homolog a (gene skia). Gene Ontology annotation, biological process: negative regulation of transcription by RNA polymerase II; negative regulation of BMP signaling pathway. The transcript has 7 exons. Bases 111 to 2258 code for a protein of 715 amino acids. Gene Ontology annotation, cellular component: nucleus. The record is from RefSeq and is a predicted model, not a curated record. Gene Ontology annotation, molecular function: RNA polymerase II cis-regulatory region sequence-specific DNA binding; SMAD binding; DNA-binding transcription factor activity, RNA polymerase II-specific. NCBI's taxonomy places the organism in Eukaryota, Metazoa, Chordata, Actinopteri, Siluriformes, Trichomycteridae.
CAGCAUCACUAAUAAACUGGUCAUGUGAUUAACGGAUGGAUUGAUUAAUCGGUCACUAAUUGAAUUCCAGAGCUGUGAUUGGUUGAUUAGUUUGAUUUGAAGCGCUCAUCAUGGAGGCGGUAACACGCCCGAUUUUCCAGCCUCACCCGGGACUGCAGCAGACCCUAAAACAGUUCCACCUGAGCUCCAUGAGCUCUCUGGGGGGUCCCGCCGCGUUCUCUGCACGCUGGCAGCACGAGGUUUUCGGUAAGGACACGGAGGAGCUGGAGCGCGCCGCGGCGGCGGCUGUGGUCCACGUGCCCCCGAGGCCGCCCCCGGUACUUCCGGUGCCUCUGUUCAUGGCGUCGGACCGGUCGACGGAGCGGUGCGAGACUCUCCUGGAGGGUGAGGGCAUCUCGUGUUUCGUGGUGGGCGGUGAGAAGCGCCUGUGCCUGCCGCAGAUCCUCAACACGGUGCUGAGGGACUUCUCACUGCAGCAGAUCAACGCCGUGUGUGACGAGCUGCACAUCUACUGCUCACGCUGCACCGCCGAGCAGCUGGAGAUCCUAAAGGUCGUCGGCAUCCUGCCCUUCUCCGCCCCCUCCUGCGGCCUCAUCACCAAGACCGACGCCGAGCGCCUGUGCAACGCGCUGGUCCGAGCCGGCACGCGGUCCCGGGGCGCCAAGGAUCUGGAGGCCAUCGCUAAGAAGGGGUUUAAGGUCUAUCACGAGUGCUUCGGUAAGUGUAAGGGCAUCUUCGUCCCGGAUCUGUACACCAGUCCCCGGGCCGAGUGCAUCCAGUGCGUGGAGUGCGGCGUCAUGUACGGAACCCACAAGUUCGUCGUGCACGGCCACAAGGCCCUGGAGAACCGGACUUGCCACUGGGGGUUCGAUUCGGCUAACUGGAGAGCGUACGUCCUGCUCAGCCCCGAGUACACGGACAAGGAGAAGAAAGAGCAGCUGGAGAACCUCCUGAACGAGCUGAAGGAACGAUUCGACUUCACCAGCAAGUACAAGAAGAGAUCGUCAGAGGGAUCCGAUUAUCAUCAUCAUCAUCAUCAUCAUCAUCACCUCCUCCCCAAUAAAAAACUCAAGCAGGAUGAUUUCUCUCUCUCACCCUCCACCGAGAAACAACCUGAUUGGCUGCGCUCCCUCUCCGCCUCGGCCAAUAAGGCUUUUCAGCCACGACAGAGAGCCUCAGCGUUCCGGCCGUGGUCCCCAAACCUCACCGUCACUGAGAAGGACGGAGUCACCAAACCUGCUGCCCUACGGGACAGUUUUUAUAACUAUAAAGCUCUGGAGAACGCCAUCGCACCCAACGUAGCACUGCCUCCGCUGCAGAAGGGGGCGCUGUUGUCUCUCCCGAGCAGCGUUAGCCACGGCGACGAGCGCGCUGAGGGACACGGGAAGAGCAGGAAGAGGAGGAUAACCGGCGAGGGUCAGUCCGGCCACACCCCGUCUAAAGCUCCUCCAGCACGGGCGGAGGAGGAGCACGACUCGGACGUGGAGGUGGAGGUUCGAGACGAACCCACGUCCUCCCUGUCGUCCCUCUCCUCGCCCUCCUUCACCUCCUCCAGCUCGGCUAAAGAGCUGAGCUCCCCGGGGGCGGCGGGGGGAGUCCCCGAGGCCACGCCCACACCCGCGCCCGCACCGGUGGCGGAGGUCCCUGCGCCCGGAGCCGCUUUGGAUUCGGAGCUGGAGGCGCUGAAACAGGCGCUGGACGGAGGGCUGGACUCCCGCGAGUCCAAGGAGAAGUUCCUCCACGAAAUCGUCAAGAUGAGGGUGAAGCAGGAGGAGAAGCUCGGAUCAGCACUGCAAGCCAAGCGCAGCCUACAGCAGGAGCUGGAGUUCCUGCGUGUGGUGAAGAAGGAGAAGCUGCGCGAGGCUAGCGAGGCUAAACGCGCCCUGCGUAAGGAGAUGGAGCGACUGCGCUCGGAGAACGAACGCCGCCUGAGGGAGGCCAACGAGACUCGGGCGCGUCUCAGCCGCGAGCUGGAGGAGGCCAAGCUGCUGCGCGCCUGCGACAAGGGAUGCGACGGCGGACGGGCGCGCGCUAAAUACUCUGCGCAGAUCGAGGAUCUCCAGACGAAGCUCCAGCUAGCCGAGGCUGACCGCGAGCAGCUCCGGUGCGAGCUACGUCAGGAGCGCGAGGCUCGCCAGCACCUCGAGAGGCUCGUCCAGGACCUGCGGGAUCAGCUGUGGCCCAAACCCCAGGGGGCGGAGCCGGGGCCCGAGGGAACCGCCCCCACCGCCGCCGCCGCUAAAGAGUCCGGCAACUGACGGCGAAUGUGGACGAUGAUAAAAAAAACGGACGCUAAGAAACAAACGUAGCGCCCGGGAUGCACCCUGUCUGUCGGGAUAUCUGGAACGGCGUAUUGAAACCGGAAUGGGAGAUGGAUACGCAGAGCUCCGAUAUCAGCACCUUAAAACGAAUGUGGGCGGGGAUUAUUCUGACCAAGCUCCGCCCACAACAAUCAAUUAUAAUGCAAACGUACAACAGCUGACGUCAAACUCUCGUUAUAAGCUAACAUAGCUAGCGAAUGCUAACUUCUAACCGCUAACUGGUUCCUAUUUAGCUUAGCUUCUAACCUGACCUAGCGACGGAAAACAUAGCUAGAGCUAGCGUAUUAAUAAAACACAAACCUAGAAAAUGCUAACCUAGCUAGUAAAAGCUAACUGCUAACCGCUAACUGGUUCCUAUUUAGGUUCAAAUUUAGGUUUAAAUUCUGAGGUUUGAGGUUAGCUGCUAACCUGACCUAGCGACGGAAAACAUAGCUAGAGCUAGCGUAUUAAUCAAACAUGAACCCGGGCGGAAUUAGCAAUCUAGCUAGUUAGCCAAAGCUAAUCUAGUAAACAAUAGCUGGACUUAGUAAUACGUGCUACGGUGCUAACUGAUAUCAUUAGGAUGUCGAGUGAGCAGUGAGCGCGCUCAAUAAACAACAGGCCACGCCCACUUUUUCAUGGUUGUUAGGUGUCAUGGCACGUCACCACUGUCACUUUGUGAUGGUUGCCUGCACUGAUGGGUCGGUGCUCUCCAGCGCCCCCUGUCUUUGUCUCUGGUAAUACCAUCCAUGUUGUGAUGUCAUCAAUCCUCCGCCUUUGAUGUUGUCACAUGGGCGCUGGAUCACACGCCCCCAUUCCUUCUGUUCUGUUCUGGCCGUCUCGUACCCUCGCUCAGUGGUGAUCAUCUUCCUACAGUACUGUGACAGUAUACAGUCCAAGCAAUCGGGGGUUAGGGGCCUUGCUCAGGGGCCCAACAGUGGCAACCUGGCAGUGGUGGGAAUUGAACCAGCGAUAUAUGGGGCAAAAGUCAGGAAACCUGACCCCCCCCCCCCACACACACACACACACACACUCACACACACACACACACACUCCAAUUAACCUGGACUGCACGUCUUUGUAAUGUGAAAGGAAACCGGAGCUCCCAGAGGAAACCCACACAGACACGGGGAGAACAUGCCAAACCCCACACAGAAAGGUAUCAAUACCAGGGGACAGUGCUACCCACCGCGCCGCCCCCUCACAGACCCGUAAACGUUUAUUAAACAUUGUAAUGUUGUAGUAGGGCAGCUGUAGCCUAGUGGUUAAGGUACUGGUCCAGUAAUCAGAAGGUUGCCGGUUCAAGCUCCACCAAUGCCAGGUUGCCACUGUUGG